AUCAAACCAUUUACCAAACACUACGCGAAUAUUUGAUGUCGCCACCUGAGCCGGUAAGUCAUGAGGGGUUAUCUUUUCCAUGACCUGUUCAGUCAACGUACAUGCUCGAAACCAGGCAGUCAAGUUGAUAACCCAUCACCGCAAGUCCAAGGCCAUGGGAUUGUGAGCUACCGCGGUAUUGUUCAACCGAGAGUAAGGUAAACUUCUUGAGAUGAGCUGUCACACAUGUUUUCGCGCUCCAGCUUCGCGCAUACGAUUCUUUUGCCCUACCUGUGCCCGCAAUCAGCUGUAUCAGUUGCGGGUCGAAAACGCCAGAAUCCUGCUCGAAAAACAAUCUAUCGCGGAACAAAUCGAAACUACAGUGACACUUGGCACAGCCCAAGCAGAACAGUCAAGGAAACACGAUGUGAAUCCCGUAUCUUGCGAGGAUGGACUUUCUAGAGAGUGGUCUCUCCAAAUCAUUGCCAAGGAACAAGCCGAGUCCUCCACAAGGAUGAAAUCAGUCUCGGAUCAGAUCGAAAACCUAAUGUCUGAGAUCAACGACAAACGACUUGACAUUUCUCAACGGAGACUCGCAUUAGCACGGCAAAAUUCGGAUUCCGAAUCUGCGCAGUAUCUACUCUGUGAGCGGGAGGCUGCAAUGCUGGCUGGCAUACAGAACAAUACCAAGAGGACGGAUCAUCUCUGGCAUUCGCUUCAUAGCAAGACUGCAGAGGCCCGAAUAUUCCUUUGCCGAGAAGCUGCCAAUCUUUACGGGCUACAGCGAAAGACCAAGAACAAGGAUGGCGCACCCCAAGAGACGUAUACAAUAGGUGGUGUAGAUAUUAUCGACCUAAGGGACAUGAACGGAGCCACACCAGCUUAUAUAUCGACGUCCCUCUUUUAUGUUGCGCACCUUCUCAUCCUUGUUUCACACUACCUGUCUCUCAGACUUCCAGCAGAAAUUACAUUGCCACAUAAAGACCAUCCCACACCAACUAUAUCUGCACCCUCCGCAUCGUAUCUUUCUCGGGAAUCGUCAUUGCAUCCUUCACCUUCUGUAUUACCGGAACACAAAACAGACUCACCUCGCCCUCCCCGGCCUCGACCCCUCUUCAUCGACAGGGCGCUUCCGAAAUUGGCUAAGGAGGACCCAGGAACAUAUGCCCUUUUCCUUGAAGGUGUAACAUUGCUGGCUUGGAAUGUGUCGUGGCUGUGUCGCACCCAGGGCAUGAAUACAUUAUCAGACUCUUGGGAAGAAAUUUGUAAUGUUGGGAAGAAUAUGUGGCAACUACUUGUGGCCCCCCCCGCGCAGCCGUCCACUUUAUCAAGAGCUUUUGCUGGACGCGACAUACAGACGAAGAUAAGGAUACCGAGGGACUCUCCGAGGACUACUAUUCAACGCACAAUGUCAUUCCCUAUGCUAGGGCAUUACUCACACGGCACCGCACAUUCUUUUUUGGGUGCCGCCGAGGGCGUGGAAUUUACGCGCACUUGGAAACUGCCCACCCCAACUAGGGUUGUGGACAAGCUAAAGUCAACUCUGUUGGGAGAAAUGGCUAGUGCAGAAUGGGAGUUGCUGGAGGGCGACUUGGACGAUACAAUCCAGGAGCCAGGCCAAUCAAGAAUACUUCGACAGCCGUCUGCCGCCGCUGGCUCGCCUCACCAGCGGGGGCAGACUGGAGAUAGUAGUAUAGAUGGUACAAUUUCCGGUGCGGACACCUUAGGUGGACCUUACGGACCCACUCGGCUUAAGGGAACGAGUGGCUGGACCAAGUUGAGAAACAGGUAGAGAUGGCCAACGAACUGCUACACCUCGUUCAUCGAGUAUUUUUGUAAUAUGGCAUCGAGCGUUGGUUACCUACGCUCGUAGGCGUGCAAUUACACAUUUACUAUGUAAUCCUUGGUCUUGGCUGGGCUCCU
Molecule: messenger RNA, 1902 nt
Organism: Aspergillus ibericus CBS 121593
Lineage: Eukaryota; Fungi; Ascomycota; Eurotiomycetes; Eurotiales; Aspergillaceae
Product: Atg14 domain-containing protein
Exons: 2
Coding region: 212-1771 (519 amino acids)
Biological process (GO): SNARE complex assembly
Cellular component (GO): lytic vacuole; endosome
Molecular function (GO): SNARE binding
Source: RefSeq, a predicted model, not a curated record